This is a messenger RNA of Musa acuminata AAA Group (dessert banana), 1158 nucleotides long. Its product is annotated as protein TONNEAU 1a. NCBI's taxonomy places the organism in Eukaryota, Viridiplantae, Streptophyta, Magnoliopsida, Zingiberales, Musaceae. The record is from RefSeq and is a predicted model, not a curated record. The transcript is spliced from 8 exons. Gene Ontology annotation, molecular function: protein binding. The coding region runs from base 83 to 886 and encodes 267 amino acids.
UGUGUCGUGUGUUUCUGAAGAGCAAAGGAGGGUUUACUUCUCAGCUCUGUGGAGGGAGGAGGAGGUGGGUGAGGGCGACAAGAUGGACGAUUACGCGAGGGAGAUGAUGGACCUCAAGACUCUCGUCACUCGCACGCUCGAGAAGAAAGGCGUUCUCGCCAAGAUUAGGGCUGAGCUUAGAGCAAGUGUAUUUGAAGCAAUAGAAGAAGAGGAUCGCGCUAUUCAAAAUGAUGACAAUGUUCCUCCUGCAUUAUUAGGAAGCUGCAAUGACCGUGCAAAGCAACUGCAUACUUCUCCUUCAGGAAGGUUACUGACAGCACUAAUUGGUGAAUACUUGGAAUGGGCCCAGUUAGGCCACACACUUAAAGUUUAUUUGCCAGAGUGUAAUUUGCCAAAGGACUUCUGGAGAGAUGAAUUGAAGGAUUUCAGUUCCACAAAUCGGUAUGAUUCAAACAGGAACGGCGAAUGUGGCCCAUUACUUUUGGACGUUCUUGAAGGAUAUUUGAAAUAUGAGAAUUUGACUCAAAAUAGGGUGGCCGGAGGGAGACUAAUUGAUUCAGAUACAAUUUCAGUAUCUAGUGUAGAGGCCAGAAAUGUCAGAAGGCCAUCGUCAUCAUCUGCUGCUCCUGGAGGCUUACCAUCAUUGGGCAGGCCGGUCCCUCGUAUCCAGACAUCAGAACGAAAGUCAAGUUCCUCGGUUCCCAUGAAUAGGAAGGAUGAUUAUAUGUGGAAAUAUGAUGUUGAUGAGGUCUCAGAGGAUGUAAUUCGAGCUGCGAAUGCAUUAGAAAACAUUCAGCUUGACAGAAAAGCACGAAAUUUGACAUCAUCUUGGAGGCAUGCAAGUGAUGGGACAAUGGAGGACGAUGGCAUGGUCGAUCAUCACUAGUAUGAUCUACUGAAGUAUUUGUAUCUUUGUAGCUUGUUUCAUUCCCAUUUGCGCACCACUUACGUUAAAUGUAUGGAAGUUGUAGACCGUGAUUUAAUUUUGUUCUCCUUUUCCUGGCUUGGAAUCUUCGAAUGGUUGUCGUUGGUAUCCCUUCCCUGCACCUUGUAGUGGCAUCUAUGUUUUGCUGUAUCAUGUAGGACCUGCUACGCUUGUGUUUCAAAUGUCGGUAUUGUGUGUGGGUUUCAUUUGGUAUAAGCAGUCUGCUUUAGACG